AUGCUUGAGCUCCCGAUCACCAUAAGGUCUCUGGAACCAGACACGCAAUUCGUGAACCAGGCAGCUACAGUCUGGCCGAAUGCUUCCCAUCUCACACGCAAUAACGACGGUCUCCUCCCCGCAGCCUUGGAAACAAGACAAGGCAGCAAAACGACUGUGAAUCUCCCAUCAAAUCCUGAAUCAGGGCCACCUGUGGAACCCAACAAGCAGCGGCGCGGCUCAAAGAUUCAGUUGCCCCAAGACGUCACCCCAGAGAGGGCCCAGUAUCUGGAACGUAAUCGCGUUGCUGCAAACAGAAGCCGCCUGAAGAAGAAGCAACAGCACGAGCAAAUCCAACACAUUUUAUGCAAAGAGACGAAAAAGCGGAAACACUCUUAG
Molecule: messenger RNA, 378 nt
Organism: Penicillium antarcticum
Lineage: Eukaryota; Fungi; Ascomycota; Eurotiomycetes; Eurotiales; Aspergillaceae
Exons: 1
Coding region: 1-378 (125 amino acids)
Biological process (GO): regulation of DNA-templated transcription
Molecular function (GO): DNA-binding transcription factor activity
Source: RefSeq, a predicted model, not a curated record